Dama dama (fallow deer) is the source of this 17319-nucleotide messenger RNA. RefSeq names its product vacuolar protein sorting 13 homolog D (gene VPS13D). Gene Ontology annotation, cellular component: extrinsic component of membrane. The record is from RefSeq and is a predicted model, not a curated record. Gene Ontology annotation, molecular function: protein binding. Lineage: Eukaryota; Metazoa; Chordata; Mammalia; Artiodactyla; Cervidae. Bases 163 to 12804 code for a protein of 4213 amino acids. Gene Ontology annotation, biological process: mitochondrion organization; protein targeting to vacuole; protein retention in Golgi apparatus. The transcript has 67 exons.
GUGCAGCCGGCCAGCGCCAUUGAGGAGCCGCGGAGAGGAAGCGCCGCGCAGUGCCGGGCUGGGGCUGGCGGUCCGGACACCGACAGAUUCUUCUGUGACCAUGAGAGAGAGAAAUAAAGAAUAAUCCAUGAGUUUUAAACACCUUGUCUUGAGGAUAUAGUCAUGUUGGAAGGUCUUGUAGCCUGGGUUCUUAAUACCUACCUGGGGAAAUAUGUCAAUAACCUGAACACUGACCAGCUCUCCGUCGCACUUUUGAAAGGUGCUGUUGAAUUAGAAAACUUGCCUUUAAAGAAAGAUGCCUUGAAGGAACUGGAAUUACCAUUUGAGGUCAAAGCUGGCUUAAUUGGGAAAGUGACCCUUCAGAUUCCCUUCUACCGCCCCCAUGUGGACCCUUGGGUGAUCUCCAUCUCCAGCCUUCAUUUAAUUGGAGCCCCUGAAAAAAUACAGGAUUUCAAUGAUGAAAAGGAGAAGCGGUUGGAAAGGGAGCGCAAGAAAGCUCUCCUUCAGGCCCUGGAAGAAAAAUGGAAGAACGAACGCCAGCAGAAAGGGGAAUCUUACUGGUAUUCAGUCACUGCCUCAGUAGUUACGAGGAUUGUGGAGAACAUUGAAUUAAAAAUUCAAGAUGUCCAUUUGCGCUUUGAAGAUGGUGUCACCAACCCUUCCCAUCCGUUUGCAUUUGGCAUCUGCAUUAAGAAUGUAUCCAUGCAAAAUGCCAUGAACGAGCCUGUACAGAAAUUAAUGCGGAAAAAGCAAUUAGAUGUGGCAGAGUUUAGCGUCUACUGGGAUGUGGAUUGCACUUUAUUGGGGGAUUUGCCUCAGGUGGAGUUACAGGAGGCCAUGGACAGGAGCAUGGAGAGUCGUGACCAUCACUACAUCUUGGAGCCCGUUUGUGCAUCUGCUCUUCUGAAGAGAAACUGCUCCAAAGAGCCUCUGCGCUCUCGGCACACUCCCCGAAUCGAAUGUGAUAUUCACCUGGAGACCAUUCCCUUGAAACUCUCUCAGCUGCAGUACCGGCAAAUCAUGGAAUUCCUCAAGGAGCUGGAGCGAAAGGAGAGGCAGGUGAAAUUCCGAAAAUGGAAACCCAAAGUGGCCGUGUCUGAGAACUGCCGAGAGUGGUGGUAUUUCGCUUUGAAUGCCAACCUGCACGAGAUCCGGGAGCAGAGAAAGCGCUGCACAUGGGGCUUCCUGUUGGGCCGGGCCCGUGACGCCGUGUCUUAUACCGACAAGUACUUCACCACGUUGAGAGGAGGCUUGCUAUCUGCAGACGACAAGGAGGAAAUGUGUCGGAUUGAAGAGGAGCAGAACUUUGAGGAACUGAAGAUAUUGCGUGAACUGGUACAUGAGCGGUUUCACAAGCAGGAAGAACUGGCAGAGAGCCUACGGGAGCCUCAGCUGGAUCCUCUGGGAGACUCUUCUGGAGACCCAGGCCCUGGGGGAAGCAGCGGGAUGCUACAGUACCUUCAGUCCUGGUUUCCCGGCUGGGGUGGCUGGUACGGGCAGCAGAGCCCUGAAGGGAAGCCAGUGGAGGGCCUGAUGGCGGAGCCGCAAGAGCAGUGGACUCCCGAGGAGAUCUUGGCCUCUUCUUCCUCAUGUUCAGGCUCCGAGGAGUUUUUUGACCCUACUGCGGAUGCCUCUUGUAUGAACACAUACACAAAGCGAGACCACGUCUUUGCGAAACUGAACUUGCAGCUGCAGCGAGGGACCGUGACUCUGCUGCACCAGGAGCAGGGGGCUCCCCAGAUGAACCAGAGUGCUUUCAUGCAGCUUGAGUUUUCAGGUGUAAAACUUCUAGCAGAAUCUCUUCCUCGAAGAAACUCCUCCUUGCUCUUGGUCCGGUUGGGUGGACUGUUUCUUCGAGACCUGGCUACGGAAGGAACCAUGUUUCCUCUUCUGGUCUUCCCUAAUCCACAAAAGGAGGUUGGCAGAGUCUCCCAGUCUUUUGGACUCCAAACAACAUCUACAGACAGAAGCCAUCAUUAUCCUGCUGCAGACCCAGAUGACCCAGUUUUUGAGAUGCUGUAUGAGAGAAAUCCAGUGCACAGCCAUUUUGAGAGGCGGCUGAAUGUCAGCACAAGGCCCUUGAACAUCAUAUAUAAUCCCCAGGCUAUUAAAAAAGUAGCAGACUUUUUCUACAAGGGAAAGGUUCAUACCUCAGGUUUCGGUUAUCAGUCUGAACUGGAGUUGAGAGUGGCUGAAGCUGCGCGAAGACAGUACAACAGACUGAAGAUGCAGACCAAGGCGGAAAUCCGGCAGACUCUUGACCGAUUGCUAGUGGGUGAUUUCAUUGAGGAAAGUAAACGGUGGACUGUGCGACUGGACAUUUCUGCCCCUCAAGUGAUAUUUCCUGAUGACUUUAAGUUCAAGAAUCCUGUGUUGGUUGUUGUGGAUCUAGGAAGAAUGCUGCUGACCAACACCCAAGAUGACUCCAAGAGGAAGAGUGGGGAUGGGUCAGCAUCGGAAGAGAAUCAGUUCAGUGAUGAUGAAUAUAAGACCCCUCUUGCCACACCUCCCAAUACCCCACCUCCUGAGACUAGCAGCAGUAAUGGGGAGAAAACACCUCCAUUUUCCGGAGUCAAGUUCAGUGAAGAGCAGCUUCAAGCACAUCUAAUGAGCACAAAGAUGUAUGAGAGGUACUCGCUGUCCUUUCUCGACCUGCAGAUCAUGGUUGGACGUGUGAAGGACAACUGGAAACAUGUCCAGGAUAUUGACGUGGGACCUACCCACGUGGUCGAGAAAUUCAACGUUCACCUCCAGUUAGAACGUCGAUUGAUUUAUACGUCAGAUCCCAAGUACCCCGGAGCCGUGCUCUCAGGCAACCUACCAGACCUGAAGAUCCACAUCAAUGAAGAUAAAAUAUCUGCUCUGAAGAAUUGUUUUGCACUCCUGACCAGCCCAGAAACUAAGACUUUUGACUCUCAGAUGAAGGAGAAGAUUUUUCCCCAAGGGGGACAGCGAGGAAGUUUGCAAGACUCCGUGAUGAACUUGACCCAGAGCAUUGUGAUGUUGGAGCAGCAUACUCGGGAGGUCCUGGUGGAGUCACAGCUCCUCCUGGCUGAGUUUAAGGUGAAUUGCAUGCAGCUUGGUGUUGAGAGCAACGGCCGGUACAUCUCUGUGCUCAAGGUGUUUGGCACCAACGCUCACUUUGUGAAGAGGCCUUAUGACGCUGAGGUCUCCCUCACCGUUCAUGGUUUGCUCCUGGUAGACACCAUGCAGACGUAUGGCGCUGAUUUUGACCUUUUGAUGGCCUCUCACAAGAACUUGAGCUUUGAUAUCCCGACAGGAAGCCUCCGGGACAGCAGGGCCCAGUCUCCCGUCUCUGGGUCCAAUGUGGCCCACCUCACGAGUGCUGCCACACGGAACAACCAGUCAGCCACUAGUAUUUCUCUGGACAGAGUUCUCACCAAAGAACAAGAGUCCCUCAUAAAACUGGAAUAUCAGUUUGUGAGUUCAGAGUGCCCGUCCAUGAAUUUGGACAGCACCCUUCAGGUGAUUUCAUUGCAGGUGAAUAAUUUGGAUAUCAUCCUAAAUCCAGAGACAAUUGUGGAACUGAUUGGUUUUCUUCAAAAGUCUUUUCCCAAGGAAAAAGAUGAAUUGAGUCCUCAACCUUUAAUGACUGAUUUUGAAAGAAGCUUUAGGGAACAGGGAACUUACCAGUCUACAUAUGAACAAAACACGGAGGUUGCAGUGGAAAUCCACAGGCUUAACUUGCUGCUCCUUCGGACGGUGGGAAUGGCAAAUGGAGAGAAGUAUGGCAGAAAGAUUGCGACAGCGAGUAUAGGUGGCACCAAAGUUAAUGUCUCCAUGGGCAGCACAUUUGACAUGAAUGGUUCUCUCGGCUGUUUGCAGCUUAUGGAUUUGACACAAGAGAAUGUUAAGAACCAGUAUGUUGUCAGCAUUGGAAAUUCCGUAGGCUAUGAAAAUAUCAUCAGUGAUAUUGGCUUCUUUGAAUCUGUGUUUGUCAGAAUGGAAGACGCAGGCCUCACUGAUGCUCUGAGUUUCACCUUUGUUGAGAAAUCUAAACAGGAAUGUUUUCUCAACCUCAAGAUGGCCUCCUUGCAUUACAACCACUCCGCUAAAUUCUUGAAGGAGCUGACAUUGUCCAUGGAUGAGCUGGAAGAAAAUUUUCGAAGUAUGCUGAAAAGCGCAGCCACCAAAGUCACCACGGUCCUAGCCACUAAGACAGCUGAGUACAGUGAGAUGGUGUCGCUCUUUGAAACUCCCAGGAAGGCCCGGGACUCCUUUUUCUUAGAAGAAAAUGAACCAUGUGGGUUUGGCCUAGGUGGGUCUCAUUCUGACACCGUAAAGCUCAUCUUGAACAUAAACAUUGAAUCACCAGUGGUUUCCAUCCCUCGGAAGCCUGGGAGUCCUGAGUUGCUGGUAGGACACUUGGGACAGAUCUUCAUCCAGAAUUUUGUGGCUGGAGAUGAUGAAUCCAGAAGUGACCGUCUGCAAGUGGAAAUCAAAGACAUUAAAUUAUAUUCUUUGAACUGCACCCAGUUGGCAGGCAGAGAGGGCCCCGGGCCGGAAAUGAGCCGGGCGUUCUGCCCUCUGUCUGGGUCUACCAAUGCCAAUAGUCAGGAGGAAGCUCACUUCACCCGACAUGAUUUCUUUGAAUCUUUGCAUAGAGGUCAAGCUUUUCACAUCCUCAACAACACGACCAUUCAGUUUAAACUGGAGAAGAUCCCUGUAGAGAGAGAAUCUGAACUGACUUUCUCACUUAGUCCAGAUGACCUGGGAGCUUCUAGCAUCAUGAAGAUUGAAGGAAAAUUUGUCAAUCCAGUUCAGGUGGUGUUAGCAAAACAUGUAUAUGAGCAGGUUUUACAAACGCUGGACAAUCUGGUGUAUAGUGAAGAUCUGAAUAAGUUUCCAGUCAGUGCAGCCUCCUCACCCUGCCCUAAUUCUCCUCUGCCUCCCCUCAGUACCUGUGGAGAACCUUCCGCUGAAAGGAAGGAGAAUGGAUUGUUCAGCCACUCCAGUCUUUCUAACUCUUCUCAAAAGUCCUUGUCUGUGAAGGAAGUCAAAUCCUUUACCCAGAUUCAAGCCAACUUUUGUAUAUCAGAGCUUCAAGUUCAGCUCAGUGGAGAUCUGACUUUGGGGGCCCAGGGUCUUGUGAGCUUAAAAUUUCAGGAUUUUGAUGUGGAAUUCAGUAAAGACCACCCCCAGACUUUAUCCAUUCAGAUUGCCCUGCGCUCUUUGCUGAUGGAGGACUUACUGGAGAAGAAUCCAGAUUCCAAAUAUAAGAACCUGAUGGUGUCUCGGGGAGCCCCAAAGCCAUCUAGUUUAGCACAGAAAGAGUAUCUCUCUCAGUCCUGCCCUUCUGUAUCCAACGUGGAGUAUCCAGACAUGCCUCGGUCUCUCCCUUCUCACAUGGAGGAAGCGCCCAAUGUGUUUCAGCUGUAUCAGAGACCCACCUCGGCCUCCCGGAAGAAGCAAAAGGAAGUCCAGGACAAGGACUAUCCCUUGACCCCACCUCCUUCUCCAACGGUAGAUGAGCCCAAGAUACUUGCGGGAAAGAGUAAAUUUGAUGAUUCCUUGGUCCAUAUCAAUGUAUUCCUGGUGGAUAAGAAGCAUCCAGAAUUCUCUUCCAGUUACAAUCGAGUUAACCGGAGCAUUGAUGUUGAUUUUAACUGCUUGGAUGUGCUGAUCACACUGCAGACCUGGGUCGUGAUCCUAGAUUUUUUUGGAAUUGGCUCCACUGCAGACAACCAUGCGAUGAAGGUGCCGCCUGAGGACACCCUACCAAACGUGAAGUCAGAGUCAAGUGCAUUAGCGGAGUCUGAACUGCAGGAUCCAGUUAACACCAAACUGGAUCUCAAGGUUCAUUCACUUUCUCUCGUGCUGAAUAAGACCACCAGUGAGCUUGCCAAGGCAAAUGUGUCCAAAUUAGUGGCACACCUGGAAAUGAUUGAGGGAGACCUGGCCUUACAGGGAAGCAUUGGGAGCCUGUCUCUGAGUGAUCUUACCUCGCAUGGAGAGUUCUACCGAGAACGCUUCACUACGAGUGGAGAAGAAGCCCUCAUCUUCCAGACUUUCAAGUAUGGCCGGCCCGACCCUCUCCUCCGGAGGGAGCACGAUGUCCGAGUGAGCCUCCAGAUGGCGUCCGUGCAGUACGUGCACACCCAGCGCUUCCAGGCGGAGGUGGUGGCCUUCAUCCAGCACUUCACUCAGCUGCAGGAUGUGUUAGGGCGCCAGCGAGCUGCCAUCGAGGGGCAGACGGUGAGAGAUCAAGCACAGCGCUGUUCACGGGUUCUCCUGGAUAUUGAGGCUGGUGCUCCUGUUCUUCUUAUCCCAGAAAGUUCCAGAUCAAAUAAUCUGAUUGUAGCAAAUUUGGGAAAGUUGAAAGUCAAGAACAAAUUUCUCUUCGCUGGUUUUCCUGGGACCUUUACCUUACAAGAUAAGGAGUCUGUGCCUUCAUCUUCCCCAACUGGUACUCCCAAGCACAGUGUGAGGAAAAUGACAAGCACGGAGGACCUGAAGGGGACCCACUCUGAGGGGCUGAUCAUGAUGCCUCCUGCUGUAAUGAGUCCAGGCAGCUUGAAGAGCGAGUCUGUGCCCAGCACCUCGACCAAGCAGCAAGGGCAGGCAGCCACACCCUCUGUCGGCCGAGCUUCCAGCAGUCCAGAAGACCAUGUGUGCCUGCUGGAUUGCAUUGUUGUUGAUCUCCAAGACAUGGACAUCUUUGCUGCAGAGAGACACCCACGAGAGUAUUCCAGGGUCUCAGAAGACAGCAGCGGAGAUCUGAUCUUCCCCUCCUAUUUCGUGAGACAGACAGGAGGAAGCCUCUUGACCGAGCCCUGUAGGCUGAAAUUGCAGGUGGAAAGGAAUUUGGACAAAGAAAUAAGUCAUACGGUGCCAGACAUAUCUAUCCAUGGCAAUCUCUCCUCAGUCCACUGUUCUCUGGAUUUGUGCAAGUACAAGCUGAUCCGGGGUUUAUUGGAGAACAACCUUGGAGAGCCCAUAGAGGAAUUCAUGAGGCCUUAUGAUUUGCAAGACCCAAGGAUUCACACUGUUCUGAGUGGAGAAGUAUACACGUGCAUGUGUUUCCUCAUUGAUAUGGUAAAUGUAAGUCUGGAGCUAAAAGAUCCAAAAGGAAAAGAAGGUGCUGGGUCCCUAGCCAGAUUUGACUUCAAGAAGUGUAAACUGCUCUAUGAGAGCUUUUCCAACCAAACCAAGUCCGUUAACUUGGUUUCCCAUUCCAUGAUGGCUUUUGACACCCGCUCUGCUGGGCAGAAGACCAGUCCUGGUGUGACCAAUGUGUUCACCUGCAUCUUUCAGCCCUCUAAAAGCAGCAGCACCACCCAAGGCUCCAUUCAGAUCGAACUGCACUUCAGGUCUACAAAGGAUUCCUCCUGUUUCACAGUUGUUCUCAACAAUCUCCGUGUGUUUCUCAUAUUUGACUGGCUGCUGCUGGUGCACGAUUUUCUCCAUACCUCCAGUGAUGUUAAGAAGCCAACUAAAGUUACUCCUUCUCGCCACCGUAACUCGAGCAGCGAGUCUGCUGUAAUGCCCAAAACUGUGAAAAGUGGAGUAGUUACCAAACGGUCUUCCCUCCCUGUGUCCACCGAAAGGCACCUGGAGGUCAAGGUCAACGUAACAGGCACAGAGUUUGUGGUCGUUGAAGAUGUAUCCUGUUUCGAUACCAAUGCCAUCAUUCUCAAAGGCACUACCGUGCUCACCUACAAGCCCCGAUUUGUCGAUCGGCCCUUUUCAGGAAGUUUGUUUGGCAUUGAGGUGUUUUCAUGCCGACUAGGGAACGAGCACGACACAGCUCUUUCGAUCGUCGAUCCAGUACAAAUUCAUGUGGAGCUGGUAGGAAAUUCUUCUUACCAGAAUAGUUCUGGAUUGAUGGAUGCAUUCAAUAGCGAAGAUUUUCCUCCCAUCUUAGAGAUUCAGUUACAGGCCCUGGAUAUCAGACUCUCCUAUAAUGAUGUUCAGCUGUUUCUUGCCAUUGCAAAAUCCAUCCCAGAGCAAGCUAAUGCUGCGGUGCCAGACGCGGCAGCCUUGGAGGCCAGCUCCGUUCACAGUUACCUUCCCGGUGCUUCUCGAGGGGGCGAGGAGGUCAGAGAAGGGACAAGACACACCUUAGACCCUGUCUUGGAGUUACAGCUGGCUAGGCUGCAGGAGCUGGGGUUUAGCAUGGAUGACUGCCGCAAAGCUCUCUUGGUGUGUCAAGGUCAGCUGAAAAAAGCAGCCAGUUGGUUGUUCAAGAAUGCUGAACCCCGGACAUCCCUUUCCCUGGCCUCCAACAGCCAGCAGAGCCAGGGGGCGGCGCCAGCCCGGUUGAUCUCGGGCGUGGAGAUGAAAGCUGAGAGCGUGUGUAUCUGCUUUAUCGAUGACUGCAUGGACUGCGACGUGCCUCUAGCCGAGCUCACCUUCUCCCGUCUGAAUUUUCUGCAGCAUGUAAGAACUAGUCCCGAAGGCCACGCCCACUUCACCCUUUCUGGAGAUUAUUAUAACCGUGCUCUGUCAGGCUGGGAGCCAUUUAUUGAGCCCUGGCCAUGCUCCGUAUCCUGGCAACAACAGGCCGCAAGUCGUCUCCAUCCUCCUCGACUGAAGCUGGAAGCCAAGGCCAAACAGCGCUUGGAUGUCAACAUCACCUCUGUGCUAAUUGACCAAUACAUAAGUACCAAGGAAUCGUGGAUGGCAGAUUACUGUAAACAGGACAAGGAAGUAGACCCCACCCCAUCUGAAGACUGGAUGGGCUCGUCAGUGGAUCCUCCAUGCUUUGGACAAACAGAGAUGAAAGCCCCCAAGCGCCGGCAGCCGUUUGUCCCUUUCGCUCUGAGGAAUCAUACAGGCUGCACUUUGUGGUUUGCCACCCUGACCACCACGCCCACCAGGGCUGCACUGUCUCACAGUGGGAGUCCAGGUGUGGUUCCGGAAGGGAACGGGACGCUUCUGGAUGAUGCUCACAAUGUUAGUGAGUGGCGAGAAGUCCUGACGGGUGAAGAGAUUCCCUUUGAAUUUGAAGCAAGAGGAAAGCUAAGACACAGACACACCCAUGACCUCCGGAUUCAUCAACUGCAAGUGAGAGUGAAUGGCUGGGAGCAAGUGAGCCCAGUGUCUGUGGACAAAGUCGGGACCUUUUUCCGAUAUGCUGCACCAGAUAAGAAUUCCUCAUCCUCUACGAUUGGCAGCCCGAGCAGCAGGACGAAUAUUAUCCAUCCCCAGGUUUAUUUCUCUUCACUCCCACCCGUCCGGGUCGUCUUUGCAGUGACCAUGGAAGGUAGUGCUCGGAAGGUGAUCACGGUCCGAUCAGCCCUCAUUGUGAAGAACAGGCUUGAGACGCCGAUGGAACUGAGAUUGGACAGCCCGUCAGCUCCAGACAAGCCUGUGGUCCUUCCUGCCAUCAUGCCAGGAGACUCUUUUGCUGUGCCUUUACACCUUACUUCUUGGCGACUGCAGGCCCGGCCCAAAGGACUGGGCGUGUUUUUCUGUAAAGCUCCUAUUCACUGGACCAAUGUAGUGAAGACUGCUGAAGUUAGUAGCAGCAAACGAGAAUGCCACUCCAUGGACACGGAGAAAAGCCGGUUCUUCAGGUUUUGUGUGGCCAUAAAGAAGGAGAAUUACCCAGAUUACAUGCCGUCCAACAUAUUUUCUGACAGUGCAAAACAGAUUUUCAGACAGCCGGGGCAUACCAUAUACCUCCUGCCGACAGUGGUCAUCUGCAACUUGCUACCUUGUGAACUUGAUUUUUAUGUUAAAGGAAUGCCCAUUAAUGGGACACUGAAACCUGGCAAGGAGGCGGCUCUCCACACAGCUGAUACCUCCCAGAACAUUGAACUGGGGGUGUCCCUGGAGAAUUUUCCACUCUGCAAAGAAUUGCUCAUUCCACCCGGAACCCAAAACUAUAUGGUAAGAAUGAGGCUCUAUGACACCAACCGGCGGCAGCUGAACCUUACCAUCCGGAUUGUGUGUCGAGCAGAAGGAUCUUUGAAGAUCUUCAUUUCGGCUCCGUAUUGGUUGAUUAACAAAACCGGGCUACCACUGAUCUUCAGACAGGACAAUGCGAAGAUGGAUGCUGCAGGCCAGUUCGAAGAACACGAGCUGGCCCGGAGCCUGAGCCCUCUCUUAUUCUGCUACGCUGACAAAGAGCAGCCAAACCUCUGCACGAUGAGAAUCGGAAGGGGGAUUCACCCUGAAGGCAUGCCAGGCUGGUGUCAGGGCUUCUCCCUGGAUGGUGGUAGUGGCGUCCGAGCUCUCAGAGUCAUCCAGCAAGGAAACCGCCCAGGGCUGAUCUAUAACAUUGGUAUUGAUGUCAAGAAAGGCCGAGGCCGAUAUAUUGACACCUGUAUGGUCAUCUUUGCUCCCCGUUACCUGUUGGAUAAUAAGUCAUCCCACAAGCUUGCAUUUGCACAGAGGGAAUUUGCCAGGGGACAGGGAACAGCCAAUCCUGAAGGUUACAUUUCCACGCUUCCUGGUUCCAGUGUGGUAUUCCACUGGCCUCGGAAUGACUACGAUCAGCUGUUAUGUGUCCGGCUGAUGGAUGUUCCCAAUUGUAUUUGGUCUGGAGGCUUUGAAGUCAACCAGAAUAAUUCCUUCCAUAUCAACAUGAGGGAUACUCUGGGAAAAUGCUUCUUCCUGCGUGUGGAAAUUACUCUCCGAGGAGCUACCUAUAGGAUCUCCUUCAGUGAUACAGAUCAGUUACCCCCUCCUUUCCGAAUUGACAACUUUUCUAAGGUCCCGGUUGUCUUCACUCAGCAUGGCGUUGCUGAGCCCAGGCUCCGCACUGAAGUGAAGCCCAUGACUUCUUUGGAUUAUGCUUGGGAUGAACCCACCCUGCCACCUUUUAUUACUCUGACUGUUAAAGGGGCAGGUUCCUCUGAGAUCAGCUGCAACAUGAAUGAUUUCCAGGAUAACCAGCAGCUUUAUUAUGAAAAUUUCAUUUACAUUGCUGCUACAUACACGUUCUCUGGUUUGCAGGAGGGGACAGGACGGCCUGUGACUUCCAACAAAGCCAUUACUUGUGCAGAGCUUGUCUUGGAUGUCUCACCGAAGACACAGAGAGUCAUUUUAAAGAAGAAGGAACCAGGGAAGCGCUCUCAGCUGUGGAGGAUGACUGGAACAGGCAUGCUGGCCCACGAGGGCUCUUCCGUGCCUCACAACCCCAGUGAGCCCUCAGCUGCCCGCUCCGCCGAGGGCUCUGCCAUCUUGGAUAUAGCUGGUCUCGCUGCAGUCACUGACAACAGGUAUGAGCCACUAAUGCUUCGGAAGCCUGACCGUAGGCGGAGCACAACCCAGACUUGGAGUUUCAGAGAAGGGAAGCUGACCUGCGGGCUACAUGGGCUUGUGGUCCAGGCCAAAGGAGGGCUGUCUGGUUUGUUUGAUGGAGCUGAAGUUGUUCUUGGUCCGGACACUUCCAUGGAGCUUCUGGGGCCAGUUCCACCUGAACAACAAUUUAUUAACCAAAAAAUGAGGCCUGGUUCUGGAAUGUUGUCCAUCAGAGUUGUUCCAGAUGGACCAACUAGAGUGCUCCAGAUAACAGAUUUCUCCCAACGGAAAAGUGACCGUUCAUCAUAUGAAGUGGAUGAACUUCCUGUUACUGAACGAGAGCUGCAGAAACUAAAGAAUCCAGACACAGAGCAGGAAUUGGAAGUGCUUGUGAAGUUAGAAGGUGGAAUUGGGCUGUCUUUAAUUAAUAAAGUCCCAGAAGAACUGGUCUUUGCAAGUCUUUCGGGAAUCAACGUGCACUACACACAGCUGGCCACCAGUCACAUGCUUGAACUCAGCAUACAGGAUGUACAGGUGGACAACCAGCUCAUUGGCACCACUCAGCCCUUCAUGCUCUACGUGACCCCUCUGAGCAACGAGAAUGAGGUCAUUGAGACAGGCCCGGCUGUGCAGGUGAAUGCGGUGAAGUUCCCCAGUAAGAGCGCACUGACCAACAUCUACAAGCACCUGAUGAUCACAGCUCAGAGAUUCACGGUACAAAUUGAGGAGAAACUGCUCCUCAAGCUGCUGAGUUUCUUUGGCUAUGAUCAAGCUGAAUCAGAGGUGGAAAAAUAUGAUGAAAACCUCCACGAAAAGACAGCUGAGCAAGGUGGGACGCCAAUCCGAUACUACUUUGAGAAUCUCAAAAUCAGUAUUCCCCAGAUCAAGCUGAGCGUGUUCACCUCCAACAAGCUUCCACUGGACCUCAAGGCCCUGAAAAGCACCUUGGGAUUUCCAUUGAUUCGAUUUGAAGACGCCGUGAUCAAUCUGGAUCCAUUCACUCGAGUGCAUCCCUAUGAGACCAAGGACUUCAUCAUCAAUGAUAUCCUCAAACAUUUCCAGGAGGAACUCCUUAGUCAGGCAGCUCGGAUCCUGGGGUCGGUGGACUUCCUUGGCAACCCCAUGGGGCUUUUGAAUGACGUUUCUGAAGGGGUGACUGGACUGAUAAAGUAUGGAAACGUUGGGGGCCUUAUCAGAAAUGUUACCCAUGGAGUAUCAAAUUCUGCUGCCAAGUUCGCGGGGACUUUAUCAGAUGGCUUAGGGAAGACGAUGGAUAAUCGGCACCAGUCGGAGCGGGAGUACAUCAGAUACCACGCGGCCACGAGUGGCGAGCACCUUGUGGCCGGCAUCCACGGGCUGGCUCAUGGUAUCAUUGGUGGACUGACCAGUGUUAUAACCUCAACCGUGGAAGGUGUGAAAACAGAAGGUGGUGUCAGCGGUUUCAUAUCUGGCCUUGGGAAAGGGCUUGUUGGCACUGUCACCAAGCCAGUGGCAGGUGCCCUGGAUUUUGCAUCAGAAACAGCCCAGGCAGUGAGAGACACAGCCACGCUUAGUGGCCCCAGAGUGCAUCAUGUGAAAUGCCAGGCUGGAUGAAGCACAAGCUGAAAUCCAAGAUUGACGGGAGAAAUAUCAAUAACCCCAGAUAUGCAGAUGACACCACCCUUAUGGCAGAAAGUGAAGAGGAACUGAAGAGCCUCUUGAUGAACGUGAAAAAGGAAAGUGAAAAAGUUGGCUUAAAACUCAACAUUCAAAAAGCAAAGAUCAUGGCAUCUGGUCCCAUCACUUCAUGGCAAAUCAAUGGGGAAACAAUGGAAACUGAGAGACUGUAUUUUCUUGGGCUCCACAAUCACUGCAGAUGGUGACUGCAGCCAUGAAAUUGAAAAACGCUUGCUCCUUGGAAGAAAAACUAUGACCAACCUAGACAGCAUAUUAAAAAGCAGAGACUACUUUGCCGACAAAGGUCCAUCUAGUCAAAGCUACAGUUUUUCCAGUAGUCAUGUAUGGAUGUGAGAGUUGGACUCUAAAGGAAGCUGAGUGCCGAAGAAUUGAUGCUUUUGAACUGUGGUGUUGGAGAAGACUCUUGAGAGUCCCUUGGACUGCAAGGAGAUCAAGCCAGUCCAUUCUAAAGGAAAUCAGUCCUGAAUAUUCACUGGAAGGACUGAUGUUGAAGCUGAAACUCCAAUACUUUGGCUACCUAAUACAAAGAACUGAUUCAUUUGAAAAGACCCUGAUGGUGGGAAAGAUUGAAGCCAGGAGGAGAAGGGGACGACAGAGGAUGAGAUGGUUGGGUAGCAUCACUGACUAGAUGGACAUGAGUUUGAGCAGGCUCCAGGAGUUGUUGAUGGACAGGGAAGCCUGGCGUGCGGCAGUCCAUGGAGUCGCAAAGAGUCAGACAUGACUGAGCAACUGAACUGAACUAUAUUCGUGAAUCCCAGAGUGAACAGAUUUAGGAUUGUGCCAUGUAGAGUCAUCCUGAUCUCAAAGGGUUAUACUCGAAUUUUUAGUGCCAUGGUCAAUAUAUGAAAAAAGCAGUUUCCGUAACACACGAGGGCCUGCACUAAAGAAUGUCUGUUUAAACUUUCUGUUGGCUGAAGUCUGUAACUAAAUUUCUUCACAUGCAAAUGGUUUUAACUCCUCCAUUCCCCAGCUUCCCAACUUGGACCUCAGGAGGUUAACACUUUAGUUAAGUUUCAGAGAAGUAGGAAUCCUCUCUUGCCUAACAGCAAUGAUAAGGAAGUAGGGGACUGUGGGAAGAAUUCCUUUAGUCCAUCUCUGUUUCUACUAAGAGUAUGUCUAGAUCACCCCGUCUGAAAGGGACCUUCAUGAGACCACAGGGUGACUCCGUGUCCUCUUACAGCAAAUUUGAGCUCCCUCCUAUGUCUGUGUGGACAGUGAGCCUUGAAUGCCACAGCAAGCAGCUCCAGGCAGCAGGAUCUGAGCACUCCCUCCAACCUUCCCUUGGUGUUUGGUUGAUCCCGGAGUGAGGACCUUGGAAAUGGGAAGAUAGUUUGGAGCCUGUUGGGGAGACAGAUAAGAAAACUUAACAAACAGGCAACGCAUACCCAUGAGGGAACAACUCUGGCAUUUGGGUGGGUUUAGAGUUCGAAAGUUAGAAGAUAACGCACUGGACGUAGAGGGAAGACUGGAUCACAGAACUCUGGGGAAGGUGUGGAGGGAGGCUACUGAGUCAAGACCAUCUGUAGGCACCAGACAGCUAUUUGGUGACAAUAGAGGGCCGCUUACUUACGUUUACAACUGUUCUGUGGUCGUUAUUUUUGGGAUGUGGUUCUCAGGAGCGCAGAUCCAGAAACGGGCCACCUCUCCUUGCGUGCUCUGGCUUCUCGGAUCUCACCCGAGGAGGGCAGGACUUCACUGAGUUUUCUCCUCCUUGGUAGCAUGUUUUUCCCCCGCUUUGGGCACUCAUGAAAAGAAUGUUUCUUCUAAGGAAAACAUGUGUCAACAGAGAUGUUACUGUCACGUCUCUGCCUUCAUGUACCUUCUUUGUUUUGACUAGUUGACUAGCCAGAUACACCCUUGACCUUUCCCUCAGGAAGUUGGGAUUUGAGCUGGUUCAUAUUUUGCUUUAAUUUUGUUGGCUUUCAAAGCUUAGCAUUCAUGGUCUAUAAUCUCUUCAGCAAAGUUUGCAUAUCACCUCUCAUUUUUAGCUCAGUAGUCAAAGUGGCCUUUAUACCUCUGCCCACCCCCACCUCCAAGUGCCUUCAUUCAUCUAUUCAGCUAAUACUGCUGAUUCUCUACGAUGAACCCAGGAAUGAAACAAAAUCCCUCCUCUCAUGGAGCUUACAUUCCAGGUGGAGAGCCAAGCAAUAAGCAAAUAUUUUUAUUUAAGUGGAAUGUGAAGCAAAUGUAUUUUGAGUUCAUGGCCAACUUAACCUGACUUGUUUUUGAAACAACUUGCUGUGAGGAGAAGGACAGGAGUGGAAACAGAAAGAAUAAGUUAGAAAACUAUUGGUGCAAUCCAUUCCAAAUCCAGAGAUCAUUUGUCAGUUACAAGAGCGAUAGAGAAAGAGAGAUUUGGGGCACAUGUGAAAGUUGAGCCUUCAACCCUCCCAGUAGAUCCAGGAGGACGUAGGGAGAGGAGUCAGGAUGCAGCCUUACAUUGAAAGACGUAGAGGAGCAGGCUUGGCAGGCCUCCUGAGGGCCUUUGGGCUUUGGCCACAGCACCCAGGCCUCUUCCAAGAGCUUCAGGGGUGAUAGGAUAGUAAGCCUGACUUGAGGAAAAGAUAUGUUUUUAGCCUGUCCUAGACAGUGUUUGAAAUGACGGUAGAUAUUUCACUGGACCAGGAGAUAAGAACAGAACUCAGCUACCUGGAAAAGCUCUCCUCACUCCUUCCCCUGGUUUCUCUCCCACGCAGUGUUUUGCCAGCAUCCUUACAACAACAGUUGUCAGACUUCUCUCUGAGGGUUAAUGGCAGCCCUCUCUGCCACCCUCCAUAUUUUCAGUCACUUGCAUGCUCAGUCACUCAGUUUGUGUGUGACUCUUUGUGACCCCAUGGACUGCAGCCUGCCAGGCUCCUCUGUCUGUGGGAUUUUCCAGGCAAGAAUACUGGAGUGGGUUGCCAUUUCCUUCUCCAGGGAAUCUUCCUGACCCAGGAAUCGAACCCUCGUCUCCUGUGUCUCCUUCGUUGGCAGGCAGAUUCUUUACCGCUGAGUCACCUGGGAAGCCCCCUUCAGUCAGUUGUUGGGAUCUAAAUAGCCAGCGGUGUGCCUCUGUCUUAAAGAAGGAAUUGCGACUGUGCACAGCAGGAGUGUGUGACUAUAUCAUGUAAAUAAAAUAGGGUGGUUUGUUUCUUUUUACCUGUUCCCUUGUUGCAGAUGAUCAGAACUUCUUUUUAGUCUCACUCGGAGAACACAAUUAGUAGUAGUAUUCUUGGGGUAUCCUUUUUACUGAACUUUUUAUGAAAUUAAUCACUGGAUUUCUGGUUUCCAAGCCCAAAUCAAGCAUUACCCAGGUAUGGUGCUUGAGACCAUGUGGCCUGGUAGGCGGAGUGUUGACGUGGGCCCAGGAGGGCUUUGAGUUGUCCCAUCUUUCCAUCUCACCCAUGGCAUGGCCUGUGGCAGAUUUCUGUUUUUCUCCCUGUUUUUUUACCCUGAUUUGCCCACCAGGCACUUUCCUGGCCCUGCAAGUAAGUCUCUUUUAGUUCAUGAUUCAGGAGUGGCAAGCCUCGGCCUCUGAUUUAGAUGUGUCUAGAGAGGGGUGUUUUGCUUCACUGGAAUCCAGGAACAAAUAAUGAAAAGUACACCAAGUACAAGGCCGAGGACAGACCAGGCACACUCUUAUCAGUCAUCUGAAAUAUGCACAGCCUUUCCAAGACAAAUAUGGACUCCUGUUUCUAGGAAAACACCAGAAAGUACUUAUCAAUUACCCUGUAUAUGGUUUGUGGAAAAAGACAACACCAGCCUACCCUGAAAGCCAUAGCAAAGCAGAUUCCUCUGGGCAACCGACAGCUGAAGACCGUGAGUUAGAGCCCAGCCUGUGGCCUGGGACUGGUCCACAGAGCCUCUUUCCUCCCUCCUGUGAUGCCCGUGUCCCUCCCCCGACACCAGGCAGCUGAGCUCCUCCUGGAAGAUGAGGAGCCCGGUGUGUUCUCACUCACGGCCAAAGCCUCUCACUCUUCUUCCUGACCUUUUCCAAGUCUAGAGGUGUCUCUCCAGAGAUCCCUAGAAAAAUAGAGGGUGACCCAGUGGAAGUUCAAUAAUAAUAGCAGUGGCAAGAGUCACCGUUGGCAGAAAGCCCACAUUCUGUCCAGCCCAGGCUUGGUGGGCAUAGUUUUGUUUGAUCCUUGCAGCCAUCCUGCAGGGUAGGUACUGCCCUCCUGUUUUACAGAGAGAACUAGAACUGGGGGUUGAAGAAGUGAACUGACUCGCCCAUGAUCACAUGUCUGGGAAAUGGCAACGGUGAAGUUCUUAUUCAAAACUGGAGAUUUUAACCACUUCAAGUGCGUUCACAGGGGAUACUGAAUGUGGAUUUAAUGCUGGUCAGCAGAUUUAGAGCAUGUCCUGUAUGAAGUGGCAUUUUUAUCUUAGACGAGGAAGGAAGGGAAGUCAUUUUAGCAUUAACACGUAACCUUUUUGCUUUUCUGUCCACCU